AUGGGCAUUGAGUUUCGUCGCCCACCGCUUCCAGCACCGACCGAAUCCCUUGGAGAAGACACCACCUCCGGCGCCGAGACAGAGGUUGCCACAAACGUUACCGCGCGCACCGAUAAGACUUCCUACUCCAUCCCCGAAGACGGCCGUCCUAUCACGAUUUCCACCCGCAAAACCAGAGACGGUAGCUCAGGACACCACAGUCGAAAGAAAAGCCAGACGAGCCUCUUGAUCGAAUACUUCGAGGCUUCGAAGACGGGUGAUAAGAGUCGGAGCAAGCCGAGCGUUCGAGUGAAGGUCACCCCUAGCUCGGGUAAAAAGAGCAGGUCGGGGAGCGAAGCGAUUCAGAUCACGGGGAUCGGUUCUGAUCGGAAGCCAUCAUACACUCGCCGCAUUUCUCUGGGCACUGGAAGCAGAUCGAUCGAGACGGGCGCUCCUGUGGGUCAAGGCACAGAGCUCAGUCAUUCGUCUGGAAGCAACGUAUCAGGUCACCCACCAGUUGAGAUCGAAGUCUUGAACGACGGAAGCGACCUUUCCAACCGCCGACCCUCUCGCGAAUUGACAUAUGCACCCGCAGGAUCCAACGUGUCUUCCAUGCCACCGGACAGCAUGUUGGAAGGCGAGAGAUACGAUGAGAGUGAAGUCGGCCAGACCAUGGACACCUACCGAGAUGAUGUGGAUUAUCUGAAAGCACCCGUGCGGACUGGCAGCAAGAAUCGAAGUGAUAGCCGAGAACGCCUUACACAGAAAGUCAUGGAGAAGCUGGAGCAGUCGUCGAGCAAGUCGCGCAAAUCCAGCCGUUCAGACCGCGAACGAAGCGCCAAGGACUCUGAGUUGGACGUGCAAUCUCGUGAGCGCCGAAGGAAGUCCUCACAUCCACGUCGCAGCGAGGAGGACACAGUCAGCGGUGCCGAAACAAGUCAGCUAUCUUCUCGUUCUGGCGCAUCUCAAGCCUCUCGGAUGACGAACAAUCCCAAACUGCUGGAAAUGGUCGAGGACACGAUUAAGCGCAUGAUCCUUCCCGAGAUUAAUGCCAUUAAGGAAGACCAAAAGUCGGAUCGGAAAUUGAGAAGCUACGAGAGUAGUAAGAGAGCAUCAGGCGAUGGAGAUCUCGAGCGAAGAGUCAGCAAGUCUUCAAGCUCUCCCAACAUUGCCUCAAAGCCAAAGGUGGUGCUCAAUCGCGAUGGAGACGACCCUGGUGUUGUUCUGUCGAGAGGGGAUUCCGAGCGUGUGAAGUAUCGCAAGUCGAGCAGGGACAGUCCUUCCGAGAAACGACCUUCGAGCAGUCGGCGAUCAUCUGGACAGUCGAGACGAGAAAGCUAUGAGGCUGAAGAGAAGCUCCGGCCAAGCUCCAGCAAGAGUAACAAUGGCCUUCGUGGUGCAGCUGCCGCCGGUCUCGCAGGCGGCAUCCUCACGUCAGCAGCUUUGCGACAUCACGAUUCCAGUGGAGACAUGCACGAGCGACGCAAGAAGCGCAGUAAAUCUCGAAGCAGUAGGAGCCGGUCAGCAAGUAUCACAGAAUUGGGUGAGACCUACACCAAACCCGCCAUUCCGCCUAUGCCACUCGCCAGCAACCUCAACGAUUCAGAUACCACUCGAGCGAGUCUGGUAUCAGAGCAUACCAAGUCGAGCACAUCCGCCGAUGGACCGUCUGUUGUACGGGAAGUGUCUCGUGGCUCGAUAGGUGACGGCUCUCCAACGUCCUCUCGAACCCCGACGCGAGCUUCAUUUUCAAAAAGCUUGGGCAUGAGCCAUUCCAACCACUCCUUUGAUAACAGCCCCAGAAGUCCGAGAAGCCCCAAUGGUGGUAUCUCCAACAAAGCCAGGAUGGCAGCUCUUGCGGCGGCUGGACUGGGCGGCAUUGCCAUGGCGAAGACUUCCGAUGGCAAUCACAUGGAUGCUGAUGGCUACGGAACAACGACAAGAACAACAACACAGCGAAAGAUCAGCAGUCCAGUCCAGAGUGUGUCGAGUCUGAAGAAGAACUUUGAGGACGAGGAACCUCUCGUGCCACAUGCAUCGCAUCCACAAACAACUGCUGCGCGUUCUUCCGCUGGUCGUUUGCGCAGUGGCAACCAUUCGCAAUCGUCUUUGCGAUCUGCGGAAUCUUCCCCUACGACGAAGCUUGGCCUCUCCCGUGAGCGAUCUCGCAAUGCCAGCAUGGACGACUUUGUCACUCCGGCCGAGCAGUCGCAUUCGCCAUUCCAGAAUGAUCGAGCCUCGACUCCAGGCGCUGAGACGGCAGACGAGUGGUUCGAGCGACAACACUUGGUGAACGAUCGAUACCGUAAUUCGAUGGACGCAGCAACGAAUCGCGACUCCUACCAGACGAAUCCUUACCCUCAGGACGAGAAACGCUUCACAACUUUGACGGACGACAGUUACGGCCCGCCCAUCGAGAGUAGCUUCGGUGAAGACAAGGACGUACGCGACAUUGGCCUUAGUCCGAACUUCAUCCACACGCCCGUCGCUGUCGAAUCUGCAGUCGCUUCGCUGAUGGAGCCGUCCACCGUUGAUGGCUACGCUCUCUCAUCUCGAGGCAGUCCCGGCAAGCGCAACGCUUCCUACAGCGACCGCAUGGCUGAACACAUUCGUUCUCAAGGAAAUGACAGUCUUGCACUAUACGAAGGCUCUACCCUUAGCCAGUCAAUUCCCAGCCAAGACCGGUGGGCAGCGAUCAAAGGUCAUGCGCGGCAUCUGUCCGGCUCGCUCGAAAAUAUACAACUGCCUCGACACGCUGGUUCUAAAGCCGUGCGACAGGGUCGGACUAUCGAUCAACAGCCCAAGAUGAGUGCUAGUGGCUUGCCAGUUGCGGACGACCCGAUGCCCGAGAUCGGUCACUACGAUUCACAGUCAGAUCUCAAUACCAAUCCUUCAAUCAUACAAGGUCCACUUGGCGGUGAUGCGACCGGUAAGGAUACGUGGCCAUACACGCCGGACCCGCUUUCUGAACCUGCCAACCGCGAUAGCCAGUCUACUGGACGCCGAACUGCAGACGCCAUCAUGGCAGCAGCUGGCGGAGGAGCAGCGGCGCUUGCGGCAGCCCAUGCAUACAGGGCGACUGCUGAAGAUGAGCGGGACGAGCGUCGCGAGUAUCAAUCCAAGCAGACUCGCAACGGGCAACACGAGGUCGAGCGCAACAUUACUCCUGGUGAGACUCAAGCGACCUUCCGCGACGAGGGCUACGCUACCGAUGGUCGCACCCGUUCGGCUGGCGGUAUCACGCCCAAGCAGGACAUCACGUACGGACAGGGCGAUGUGAACGAGUACAAGCGCGCAAUGGAUGCUCAGGAUCUGGGCGCGGAUGACCCAUUCGCGGUCAACCCGAAGCACGAGCGCAACUUCAGCGGCGACUCGCACGGUAUGGGCUCACCACUUUACGACCGUUCGACUGGCAAAGGUGUCGACCGUAUUCAGUCGCACGACGUCGUUGCUCUGAUGGAUCAUCUUACAGUGCGCGACGCUCAGCGCAAUGCUCGCGACACCGAGAUCUUGGUUACACUUGUGCGCAGUGCCGCCGAGAUGCGCCAGUCUUUUGAUGAGAUCAAGAAAUUCAUCGCGGAGCAAGACAAGAUGAUCAUGCAGAACACCGAUCGCGAUGCCGAGUAUACUGCUCAGAAAGUGCUCAGUGGUCCACGUCCGCAACCGCUUGGCUCACCUCGUACGCCACGUCUGCCUGCACAAUCUGACGAGGACAUCCAGACCAAGCGCAAGGGUGUUCUCCGACGAGCAUUGAAAGGCUUGACCGGCGGGAAGAGCGCCAAAGACCUCGCUAGAAUCGAAGACAUGCUGAUGCAGAUCUUGGACAAUGUCGAGGACCUGAAGCAGCAAUCUGGCGGACGACCUGGGCUUGAGCGAUCAUACACUGGAGAUACCCUGGACUCCUAUGAGAAGCUGCGAGUCGGUCCUGACUCUGGGUACGAACCGGAAGGACAAGCGGGAACCUCAAGCACGCCAAGUCACUCCGGCCACUUCACCGCCUUGCCAAGGGAAAAGCAACAAUUCCACUCUGGAUACGACGGUCGUCGUGGAUCUGACACCCGCGUCAGCACCGUUCUGGAAGAUGAUGAAGACGAGCUCGGCCCGCACGAGCAGAACGUGCUGAACAACCAAUUCGAGAACAACGAGCGUCUUUUGACCCCAACACAGGAAGCCUACCGCUCGCGGGGUCUGUCACCGAACGAGGUGUCGCCACUACACGCUGCAACCUUUACCAGUCCAGACAAGCAGCAGAAGCACAGGAGCUCUGGUUCAACGUCGUUCAUACCUCCGAUUCCUAAGACCUCGCGCUGGUCUCGUACUACGGCUUCCUCAGCUGCUCCAGACCCAGCUGUGUUCGACAGUCCAGAGCGGUCUCGCGGACUACGGCCUGCUUCGGAGGCCUCGCGAUCUGGUUCGACGCUCAAGCAGUAUGAUGACGAGCAGUACUCUUUGCACGAAGACGAUCGGAUUCGUUCGACUCAAAGCCUGGCCAAGGAGCAAGAUCGCAAUGCCGGGCAAGCCGACGCGCGCAGCGUUCGUAGUCACGCAAGUCGGAUGACUAGAACUCCAUCACCACUCAUCCCGUCCGAGACAUCAUCGUAUCACAAGAGCGACUACUACGACGACGAAUACGCUCCGUCGCCUGUGCAAGAAGACGAGAACGCCAUGCUCGAGGAUCCCAAAUACCAAGCGCAUCGCAACUCACUCCUACUCGAACAUCCUCAGCCACGACAAGGGCCAACAGGACGUCAUCAGAACACCCUUGAAUCGCAGGCUCAAAUCUUUGACGAUCCUACAGGAACCAACUCCGACUUGUCACAACGUACUGUCAGCGACUUCGAUCCUGCGGGAUGGGGAUCGGCAGGAACAGCAGGCCUAGCUCGUCAUCGCCUAACUCAGCUCGAGCCGAUUAGCCCUGUCAGCCUCAACAGCCCUGGUUCCAAUCGCGCCCCCAAGCUGGACCCAAGUCCGCUUGUUCCUCGUCCACUGCAGCAGCAGCCGCAGAAAGCUCCCGCGGUCCCGCCGAAAAUCAAGCAUGAUGCCGACGAAUUCGAGGACGAGGAGCUGCAGUUCAGCAAUAGUGGUUUCAGCAAGCCGAGGAACUACUCCUACAGCUCGCCCUACGGUUCGGGUCAUCUGCUCGAGCCGAUUCAGGAAGUGAGGUACUCGCUCGAGACGGACAGUGGUCGGAUCUCCCCUGAGCACAUCCAACUUGCAUCCGCCAAGGCCGUGGACAUGCGCUCCCCUGGCCGCAAGAUCACGGGUCCGCGUCCGAUGAAUACGGGAGCUGGGAAUAGCCCUGGCGCUACUGCGAGGCUGGUGGACCAUGCUGGGACUGUGCGUCGCAAGCCGGUGCCGAGACAAGAUACUGAACCUUGCUGCUCGCCAUUCACGAUCGAUGUCAAUGCCAGCGCUAUUGGCCAGUCGAGCUCGUGGAUGUCGAAGUCUCUUGUGACAUGA
Molecule: messenger RNA, 5439 nt
Organism: Zymoseptoria tritici IPO323
Lineage: Eukaryota; Fungi; Ascomycota; Dothideomycetes; Mycosphaerellales; Mycosphaerellaceae
Exons: 3
Coding region: 1-5439 (1812 amino acids)
Source: RefSeq, a predicted model, not a curated record